ACAUAUAUGUGAACGUUGUUCAACAUAGAAGAUCAGUCGCUUCGUCUUACUUUCUGAUAUCUUUCGAGUAUCGAUCUUAUCGUGUCCGGUAGAUUAACGGCAAGUAAGAAGACGAAUAUAAGAGUCUUUUUUAUUAUAUCGUAUAGUCUAUAAGAGAAGUUUAAAGGUAUACUUUAGAAAAAGAAAAGAAAAGAAAGAAAAAUAGAAGAAAAAUGUACGUGACCGCGACACAAGUUAAAAUCGCGUCAAUAUUCACGAUAGGAAUCGGUAGUUUUAUCGUUAGUAUUGCACCAGCCUGUUUCGUUUCGCGUAUAAGAGAUUUCCAAGAGAAGUUAUUUCUUUCUUGUGUAUUAUGUUUCGGCGGUGGAGUCUUAUUAGCAACCUCGAUACUUCACAUGUUGCCAGAAGUAAGAGAAUCUCUACCGAAAUACGGAGAACUUGCUAUCUCUUGUGGAUUUCUUUUACUCUAUUUCGUUGACGAGUGUGUUCAUUAUUUUUGGGGUGGCAAUAUCGAUCACUCUUCAAACUCGCAUAAUCAUGCCCACGGAGGCAGACAUUUUCAAGAUCAUCGGGAAAAUCAGCGCCCACAUUUCCAUCAGAUUGGUUACAAUGUGGGUAACCAAAACGUGAGAGGCGUUAGUUCGAACGACAUUAAAGCGACAACGGCGUAUCAAUCGAAUUUACGCGGGAACAAUGAAUUCCCAAAUUGGAGAUCAAGUUAUUACGGAUCGAUGCAAUACGUACCAAAUGCACCUGCGGCUUCAUCUUGUCACGAGGAGUUGACAUUUUUAUGUCAUGGUACUCAUUCUGAACCUUGCUCGGAUGCCAACGUGGGUCCCGUAGGUCUUUUACUGGCUCUCACCAUUCAUUCGGUUUUAGAGGGAUUGGCUAUUGGAUUGCAAAAAAAGCCAGCCGAGGUUCUGCUUUUCGUAGUGGCAGUGGCAUCCCAUAAGUUCAUAGUUGGAUUUUGUAUGGGUUUGGAAUUAAUGGGUGUUGGUAGUUCCAAGUGUAAACUUGCUUUAGCGAGUUUUGUAUUCGCCAUUAGUUCGGUCAUAGGAAUAGGAAUUGGUAUGUUCACGUCACAGGAAAAUGCAUCAUGGUCGCGAAUAUUGCUACCAAUUUUGCAAGGAUUAGCAGGAGGAACGUUACUUUACGUUACCGUCAGUGAAGUAUUGCCACGAGAAAGAGCGAGGUGGCAUAAAAGUUCGCGUCGUUCAGCCGGUAUUUUUCAAUUUUUUUCAACUACGACCGGAUUCUUACUUAUCUUUCUUUUAAAUACUUAUAUCAGUACUUGAAUGAAACAUAUAUUAAAUUAAUUUCCCGUCUAUAAAGAUUUAACGAGUAUAGAGGUAUAGGUUUUAUUAACGAAGCUUGGUGAUAUUUUAAACAUUCCUAUAUUUAAUACUUUUUUUUUACAUUACACGCAAUACAUAUAAAGCACGCACACACGCACGAACGCGCGUCAUCACAUUUGUUACAUUUGUUUGAUACGAAAGUAACGCGUUGAUUAUCUAUCGUUGUUUUAGAAUAAUUAUUCUUCUUUCGUUUGUAUGUAAAACGUAAAGCAAAUGUAUAUAAUAACUGUCGGUUCACUUUUAUUUAUUUGAAAAAUUCAAGAAAAAAAAAAAAAGUGAUGAAGAAAAAUAUCCAGUAAAGCUUUAACCAAGUCGUCGGUAUGUGUUUCUAAAAUUGUAUUCGCAUUAAUAAGACAUUUUUGUUUUACGUUAUGUGUACAAUGCCCUCCUCCUUCGUGUGUAUUUCAAUUUUUUCUUCGCACCUACAAUGAAUUCUAUUACAGAAGAAGCGUUAGUUACUUUAUACCUUUUAAGAUAUGUAUGUUGUACAUA
This is a messenger RNA of Polistes canadensis, 1847 nucleotides long. It is a transcript of the gene Zip88E, whose product is annotated as zinc transporter ZIP3. Gene Ontology annotation, cellular component: plasma membrane. The record is from RefSeq and is a predicted model, not a curated record. Lineage: Eukaryota; Metazoa; Arthropoda; Insecta; Hymenoptera; Vespidae. The coding region runs from base 213 to 1295 and encodes 360 amino acids. The transcript has 4 exons. Gene Ontology annotation, molecular function: zinc ion transmembrane transporter activity. Gene Ontology annotation, biological process: zinc ion transmembrane transport.